Molecule: messenger RNA, 827 nt
Organism: Gymnogyps californianus (California condor)
Lineage: Eukaryota; Metazoa; Chordata; Aves; Accipitriformes; Cathartidae
Gene: LTAP1
Product: chromosome 29 C1orf43 homolog
Exons: 7
Coding region: 1-759 (252 amino acids)
Biological process (GO): phagocytosis
Source: RefSeq, a predicted model, not a curated record
AUGGCGGGGGCCGGCAGCAACUGGCUCUCCGGGGUCAACGUGGUGCUGGUGAUGGCCUACGGCAGCCUGGUCUUCGUGCUGCUGUUCAUCUUUGUGAAACGCCAGAUCAUGCGCUUCGCCAUGAAGUCCCGCCGUGGCCCCCACGUGCCUGUCGGACAGCACGCGCCCAAGGAUUUAAAGGAAGAAAUCGACAUUCGACUGUCGAGGGUGCAAGACAUCAAGUACGAGCCCCGGCUGUUAGCUGAGGACGACAGCAGGCUUCUGCAGCUGGAGACACAAGGCUGCUAUAACUACCUGUACAGGAUGAAGGCGCUGGAUGCGAUCAGAACAUCUGAAAUCCCGCUUCACGCAGAGGGCCGGUACCCAAAGUCUUUAAUAGGGAAGAACUUCUGUGCCUACCUGCUGGAACUGCGGAAUUCCAGCACCUCCUUCAAAGGCAUCCGCAAAGCCUUGAUCGACACCUUGCUGGAUGGGUACGAGAGUGCCCGCUACGGCACUGGGGUCUUUGGGAAACCGGAAUAUCUGAAGUACCAGGAUGCUCUGAACGAGCUGGCAAACUUGACCAAGGCUCGGGGAGGCAGCAGCCAGCGGCAGCACCAGUCAGCAGCGAAGGACCUCACCCUCUCCCCUGAAGUCUCCAACCCCGCCACCAUCCAGGUCACCUACCUGCCUUCCAACCAGAAGAGCAAACGUGCCAAACACUUCCUGGAGCUGAAGAGCUUCAAGGACAACUACAACACGCUGGAGAGCACCCUGUGAGCCGCGCAGGGAGCACCGCUCCGGGGACCUGCCACGAGCAGAGCCCCUUGCUGGGUGCGGCUGGUGUC